Gadus macrocephalus (Pacific cod) is the source of this 9496-nucleotide messenger RNA. RefSeq names its product sodium channel protein type 8 subunit alpha-like. The record is from RefSeq and is a predicted model, not a curated record. Gene Ontology annotation, biological process: membrane depolarization during action potential; sodium ion transmembrane transport; neuronal action potential. The transcript has 19 exons. Gene Ontology annotation, cellular component: axon; plasma membrane; voltage-gated sodium channel complex. NCBI's taxonomy places the organism in Eukaryota, Metazoa, Chordata, Actinopteri, Gadiformes, Gadidae. The coding region runs from base 131 to 4900 and encodes 1589 amino acids. Gene Ontology annotation, molecular function: voltage-gated sodium channel activity.
CCAGAGGGAUACACGUGCAUGAAAGCUGGGAGGAAUCCAAACUACGGCUACACCAGCUUCGACAGCUUCGGCUGGGCCUUCCUGGCUCUGUUCCGACUCAUGACGCAGGACUUCUGGGAGAAACCUGUACAUGCUGACGCUGAGGGCCGCAGGGAAGACCUACAUGAUCUUCUUCGUGCUGGUGAUCUUCGUGGGCUCCUUCUACCUGGUCAACCUGAUCCUGGCCGUGGUGGCCAUGGCCUACGAGGAGCAGAACCAGGCCACCAUGGAGGAGGCUCUGCAGAAGGAGGAGGAGUUCAAGAACAUGCUGGAGCAGCUCAAGAGGCAGCAGGAGGACGCCCAGACCGCUGCCAUGGCGACCUCAGCGGGCACGGUGUCGGAGGACGCGGUGGAGGACGACGGCGGCGAGCACAUGUCCUGCAGCUCCUCGGACAUGUCCAAGCUGAGCUCCAAGAGCGCCAAGGAGCGGCGCAACCGCAAGAAGAAGUGGCGGCAGAAGGAGCAGGACAAGGAGAAGGGCGACAGCGAGAAGUUCGUCAAGUCCGAGUCCGACGACGGCAGCAAGGGGAGGAGCCGCUUCCGUUUCCCCGACAACCGCCUGGGCCGCAAGUCUUCCAUCAUGAACCAGUCCCUGCUCAGCAUCCCUGGCUCGCCCUUCCUGUCGCGCCACAACAGCAAGAGCAGCAUCUUCAGCUUCAAGGGCCGCGGCAAGGACCCCGGCUCGGAGAACGAGUUCGCCGACGACGAGCACAGCACGGUGGAGGAGUGCGAGGAGCGCCGCGGCUCCCUGUUCAGCCCGUACCGCCGCAACAGCUACACGGGCUACCACGGCAAGCGCAACAGCACGGUGGACUGCAACGGCGUGGUGUCGCUGAUCGGGCCCGGCGGCCGACUCCUGCCUGAGGUGAAAAUAGAUAAGGCAGCCUCUGACGACAGUCCGACUACUGAGGUUGAGGUGAAGAAGAAGCUGUCGGGCUCCCUGAUGGUGUCUGUGGACCAGCUUAAUACCUCCUUUGGGCGGAAAGAGCGGGCAAACAGUGUUAUGAGCGUCAUCACCAACACACUAGUGGAGGAGCUGGAGGAGUCCCAGAGAAGUUGUCCGCCCUGCUGGUAUAAGUUUUCUAACACCUUCCUGAUCUGGGAGUGCUCCCCCGCUUGGCUGAAGAUCAAGGAGAUCGUCAACCUCAUCGUCAUGGACCCCUUCGUGGACCUGGCCAUCACCAUCUGCAUCGUGCUCAACACGCUGUUCAUGGCCAUGGAGCACUACCCCAUGACCCCCCAGUUUGAGGGGGUGCUGUCUGUCGGCAAUCUGGUGUUCACCGGGAUCUUUGCAGUGGAAAUGUUUGCCAAGCUGGUGGCCAUGGACCCCUACUACUACUUCCAGGAGGGCUGGAACUGUUUCGACGGCUUCAUCGUGACGCUGAGUCUGGUGGAGCUGGCCCUGGCGGACGUAGAGGGCCUUUCGGUGCUGCGCUCCUUCCGAUUGCUGCGAGUCUUCAAGCUGGCCAAGUCGUGGCCCACCCUCAACAUGCUGAUCAAGAUCAUCGGCAACUCGGUGGGCGCCCUGGGGAACCUGACCCUGGUGCUGGCCAUCAUCGUCUUCAUCUUCGCCGUGGUGGGCAUGCAGCUCUUCGGCAAGAGCUACAAGGACUGCGUGUGCAAGAUCGCCGUGGACUGCAAGCUGCCGCGCUGGCACAUGAACGACUUCUUCCACUCGUUCCUCAUCGUGUUCCGCGUGCUGUGCGGCGAGUGGAUCGAGACCAUGUGGGACUGCAUGGAGGUGGCCGGUCAGGGCAUGUGCCUCAUCGUCUUCAUGAUGGUCAUGGUCAUCGGCAACCUGGUGGUUCUGAACCUCUUCCUUGCCUUGCUGCUGAGCUCGUUCAGCGCCGACAACCUGGCGGCGACGGACGACGACGGCGAGCUCAACAACCUGCAGAUCUCGGUGAUCCGCAUCAAGAAGGGCAUCGCCUGGUUCAAGGCCAAGGUGCGCGUGCUCAUGGCCAGCCUGCUGAAGAAGCCCCUGCAGACGGACGAGCAGAAGCCCCUGGAUGACAUGUACGACAAGAAGCUCAACUGCAUCGCCAACCACACCGGCGUGGACAUCAACCGCGAGCUAGACUACGUCAAGAACGGCAACGGCACCACCAGCGGCAUCGGCAGCAGCGUGGGCAAGUACAUGAUCGACGAGGACCACAUGUCCUUCAUCCACAACCCCAACCUCACCGUGUGUGUGCCCAUCGCCGUGGGAGAGUCGGACUUCGAGAACCUCAACACGGAGGACUUCAGCAGCGAGUCGGAGAACGAAAACAGCAAAGAGAUGGACGACACCAGUUCGUCGGAGGGCAGCACCAUCGACAUCAAGCCAGAUGUUGUGGAGGAGGUUGUGGUGGAGACUGUGGAGGAGUACUUGGAUCCAGAUGCCUGUUGGACAGAUGCUUGCGUGGCGAAGUACAAGUGCUGUGACGUGCCCAUCACCCACGGGUGGGGCAAGCCCUGGUGGUUCCUGAGGAAGACCUGCUACCUGAUCGUGGAGCACAACUGGUUCGAGACCCUCAUCAUCUUCAUGAUCCUGCUCAGCAGUGGAGCCCUGGCCUUCGAGGACGUGUACAUCGAGCAAAGGAAGACCAUCCGGAUCGUUCUGGAGUACGCGGACAGGGUGUUCACCUACAUCUUCAUCCUGGAGAUGCUGCUGAAGUGGGUGGCCUACGGGUUUGUCAAGUACUUCACCAACGCCUGGUGUUGGUUGGACUUCUUCAUUGUGGAUGUGUCUAUAGUCAGCCUUGUAGCUAAUGCGCUGGGCUACUCCGAUCUAGGGCCCAUUAAAUCACUCAGGACACUAAGGGCCUUGAGACCCCUCAGAGCCUUGUCACGUUUUGAAGGGAUGAGGGUGGUAGUCAACGCGCUGGUGGGAGCCAUCCCCUCCAUUAUGAAUGUGUUGCUGGUGUGCCUCAUCUUUUGGCUGAUUUUCAGUAUCAUGGGGGUCAACCUCUUCGCCGGAAAGUAUUACUACUGUUUCAACCAGACGUCUGAGGAGAUGUUCUCCGACAAAGUGGUCAACAACAAGACCGAGUGCUUCGCCCUCAUCAAUGACAACUACACAGAGGUCAGGUGGAAGAAUGUCAAGAUCAACUUUGACAAUGUGGGGGCAGGCUACCUGGCCCUGCUGCAAGUGGCCACAUUCAAAGGAUGGAUGGACAUUAUGUACGCAGCGGUGGAUUCAAGACAGGUGGAAAGCCAGCCCAUCUAUGAAGACAACAUCUACAUGUACAUCUACUUUGUCAUCUUCAUCAUCUUUGGCUCCUUCUUCACCCUCAAUCUCUUCAUUGGUGUGAUCAUUGACAACUUCAACCAACAGAAGAAAAAGUUUGGAGGUCAGGAUAUCUUCAUGACAGAGGAACAGAAGAAGUACUACAACGCUAUGAAAAAGCUGGGAUCGAAAAAGCCACAAAAACCUAUUCCUCGGCCGCAGAACAAGAUCCAGGGCAUGGUGUUUGACUUUGUGACACAGCAGGUGUUCGACAUCUCCAUCAUGAUCCUCAUCUGCCUUAACAUGGUCACCAUGAUGGUGGAGACAGACGACCAAUCGGACGAAACAGAGUUAGUCCUGUACUGGGUCAACUUUAUCUUCAUCGUGGUCUUCACCACAGAGUUUGUGCUGAAGCUCUUUGCCCUGCGCCAUUACUACUUCACCAACGGGUGGAACAUAUUCGACGUAGUGGUGGUCAUCCUGUCUAUUGUUGGUAUGUUCCUGGCGGAGAUCAUCGAGAAGUAUUUUGUUUCACCAACUCUGUUCAGGGUCAUCAGGUUGGCUCGAAUCGGCCGCAUCCUCCGUCUAAUCAAAGGAGCCAAGGGGAUUCGAACUUUACUUUUCGCCCUGAUGAUGUCCUUGCCCGCCCUGUUCAACAUCGGCCUCCUGCUCUUCCUGGUCAUGUUCAUCUUCUCCAUCUUUGGCAUGUCUAACUUUGGCUACGUGAAACACGGGGCCGGCAUAGACGACCUGUACAACUUUGAGACGUUCGGCAACAGCAUGAUCUGCCUGUUCAUGAUCACCACCUCGGGGGGCUGGGACGGCCUCCUGCUGCCCAUCCUCAACUACCCCCCGGACUGCGACCUCACCCUGGAGAACCCGGGCACGUCGGUGAAGGGGGACUGCGGCAACCCCUCGGUGGGCAUCUUCUUCUUCGUCAUGUACAUCAUCAUCUCCUUCCUGAUCGUGGUCAACAUGUACAUCGCCAUCAUCCUGGAGAACUUCAGCGUGGCCACCGAGGAGAGCGCCGACCCGCUGAGCGAGGACGACUUCGAGACCUUCUACGAGAUCUGGGAGAAGUUCGACCCCACCGCCUCGCAGUUCAUCACCUUCACCAAGCUGGGGGACUUUGCGGACGCGCUGGAGCACCCGCUGCGCGUGCCCAAGCCCAACACCAUCGAGCUGAUCGCCAUGGACCUGCCCAUGGUGAGCGGCGACCGCAUCCACUGCCUGGACAUCCUGUUCGCCUUCACCAAGCGCGUGCUGGGCGACAGCGGUGAACUGGACAUGCUGCGUCAGCAGAUGGAGGAGCGAUUCGUGGCGGCCAACCCGUCCAAGGUGUCCUACGAGCCCAUCACCACCACCAUGCGGCGGAGGCAGGAGGACGUGUCGGCCAGGAUUAUCCAGAAAGCCUUCCGCUCGCACCUCAUCCGGAGGGGCAUCAUCUUCAAGAGGUUCCCCUUCGGCAUCAACAGGCUGGAGAACGGCGGGAACAACCAGGAGAAGAAGGAGAGCACCCCCUCCACGGCCUCGCUGCCGUCCUACGACAGCGUGACCAAACCCGACAAGGAGAAGCCGGAGGAGAACGAGGACAAUGCGGGGCGGAAGGAGAAGAACAAAAACCAAAAAGACGAGCGGGAAUCCAAGUGUUAGGGGUUCAUCGGCGGCCCUGAAUCCUAGAAACAAACAGGGGAACAGAUGAAACUCUGAGCCCAAACCCCGUGAAGAUUGAAAAAAUGUUUGAAUUUACAAUUAAAGAUCAAUAAAUUGAAAAAAAAAACAACACAAAAAAUGUUUACAGACUUGCCGACACUGACGCAGAUUCCGACGUCAGUGGCAAACGAACCAAACCCAAUCCGUCUACCAUGGUACUCUGCUGCAUAGGGACCAUGACAUGAGGAGCAAGCGAAACAGAUAAGGACUUUAAGUGUGCCAGCCAAUGGCACACUCUCAUCACUCAAACACUCAAACACACACACACACACACACACACACGCACACACUUCUUUGGGGACCAACUACCAAGGGACAGAAAUCUCUGCUACAUCCCUGCCUCCACCACGUGUGGACUCCACCUCCCCUCCCCCCAGCAGCUAAGAUCUGCCAUUAUAGAAUCUGUUGCGGAAGAUUCCAUAAGAACUGUGUUAACAGUCUGCGUUCCUUUCGCUAAGUUUACGUCCUUUGUCAAUGAAGCGUGAAAAAGAAAAUGGUUGAAGAAAGUGUUGAUGAAAGGAACCACAGGGGAAAGUAGUGGGAGAGCCAGAGCAAGUUAACCAACCAUCACCAUUUUGGUUUGUUUGUGCUGAGGCUUCUGGCAUCUUUACAUUGUUUCAGCAGCAAAAAAAAAUUACAUUCAGCCCAUGUCACAAGUCUUUCCAUCCCCUCUUUGUUAUACUGACAUCGAAGAAGACAUUUUCUACAUGGGCUUUCACACUGAGCGGGUAGGGGGGUCAUGGUCAAUUUUGACUUGGGUUGAAGAGGAUUCGUUUGAACAGAGUAGCGGAUAACUAGUUAUUGUGCUCGUUCAAUGCCUCGAAAUGACUUGCAUGAAGGCAUGUUUUGAUCAGGAAUCAUGCAUGAGUAAUCAUAGUCUGAAAGACACUUAAUAUUCCCAGAACACUGCCGUGGCUUUGCGGAUACGUUGGAGACGGACACUGACUGGGAAGUAUCAAUGGCCGAUAGUGAUGAUGGAUUAGAUGAAGUUUAUAUCAGGACAUAAGUAUAUCGAGAUAGAAUAUUGGGAGGUGAGAGAGAAAGAGGUGUGAUCGGGAUGGCUAACAGAUGUACGGGACGUAAGGAAGCACGAAUACAAAGUUGUUAGGUUUCAUUUUUUGCUGCUCUUUAUUUCUGACAUUAAAUGCACUUAGAAAGCAUUCGGGGCUGCAUAUCUUCGCUUUGAGGAUGUACAGAGCUUUGGGUGGCCUUCUAAGCCGAUCCAUACCAAAUCCAGGUUUUACUUACUUUACUUCUCCGCGUUCAACGGUCAUUUGCUUGACUUGUUACUAUGGCAAUAAGCUGGUGAUGUCAAAAGCAAUGCCUCAUGCCAACCCAUGUUUGGCAUUAGUGAGGGUAUGCUGCGUCCGUGUUGAUUAGUUUGGUAACCCUCUGAUGGUUUCUAGACAGGGAAAGGAUUAUGUUACAGAGGUGGGGGAGGUGUUUGUCUGUGUGUGUGUGUGUGUGUGUGUGUGUGUGUGUGUGUGUGUGUGUGUGUGUGUGUGUGUGUGUGUGUGUGUGUGUGUGUGUGUGUGUGUGUGUGUGUGUGUGCGUGUGCAGACACACAUUGGGGGUGAGGGGGUUAUUAAAAAAAGGAAUCUCUAGGUAGAUGCAGAAGAUAUAUGUUACUAAACUCUUUCUUGAAACUACCUGUUUUGGUGUCGGUUCGCUGUUUGGAUUUGGCUUUGAGUCACAUGUUAACACACUUUGAGCAAGAGAUUAAAAGGUUUGAUGGAGUCCCUACUCUGACGUUUAGCUUACAUAGCAGAGUGGGAGAGAUCCCAAGGAAAGCCCUUGUUAUGAAACGACGGUUUGGUAGACAGACGAGUGAAGGGACGCCGUGUCCUGUCGCCGCGACAGCAGAGGAAGCCCUGAUUGAUGUGUGCAGUAUCACGUCGAGGUAAACAGAGGAUCAAUAUUUCAGCACCAAGGGUCGAUAAGAAAGAUAGAGAGCCCCGCGCCCCAGCGUUUCAGACUGCCAAGUGAACAGAGAGCCAGGGAGGAAAGGCUCAGGGGCCCCGAGUCAGGAACCGGCUCGGUCUGAGUGAGUGCUGAAAGUCCCAUGUGUGUCAGUGUAUCAUUGUGCUAUUGUGGGACCUCUUUAACACUGUGUGUGGUGUUGGACCCAGGCUCGCACCAUUUUAUUUUCUUCUUCUUUACUUUGUUUUUUGUUUUUUUAACUCCAUGCACUCUCUGACUUUCUCCACCGACAUCGCUCACUUCUGUUCCCGAAUCUGCACUCAGCGUCAGGUGAGGAAUACUCCAGGGGUCAACAGCAGCAGUGCUCAAUGUUGACGCAAUACCGUCAAAAGCACCACUCGCGACUCUUUUUCAUAUAAAGGAAAAAAAAACACAGAAAAACACGAAGCCGAUCGGCGUCCAGUCAUAGGUGAUACUCAACUGCCUCCUUAUAAGGUGUAUACCUAGCCAAUGUUUGGUCUUUUUUUUUACUGUUUUUGGUUUGGGUGGGUUUUUUUCUACACAGGAGUGAUGGUCCUAUUACAAACGGCUGAGCUGGACAUAAAAAUCCAAGACAGCCAAAGUCGCACCACUGACUGCCCUUUGGUGUGUUUAACACUGCCUGUACCAGAACCCCCUGUCUGUGAUAGUAAUAAGGAUAAGGAUUAGGAUUAUACUGUCUAAGGUUAGUUUACAAUAGGAGCUCUCCAAAAUCAGUUUGGCUGACACACCCUGAAACCAAAUACAUUCCCGAAACAGAAACAGGAGGAGCGAAAUAUCUCCACUAUCUUAACUUCUAACUCACGUUCAUCUUGGAUGUAUUGUUUUAGAGUGAUACGUUCAUAGAUACACACAGAAAAAUAAAUUUUAAAAAACAUGCAAAAAAAGAACUAUAUGUACAGUGCAGGCUAUGAUGUAAAUGGCACAAUCGCUGAAAAUAAUGAACUUUUUGAGAGAAAACUAUAAAUACUGUACUAUAUUCUUUUAUUUUAUCGGCAUGCUUUGUUGUGUUUUUUUGUAAAUAUGGAAUUUUAAAAAGCUACUACUAAUAAUCAAAAAAAUGAAUAACAACAAUAAUAUAGAAUGGCUUCCGACUAUGCCCUUUGUCACAUUUGUUACCUUUUGGAUUUUUUGAGACACUUUUCACUUUGUUGACGGAAAUUGAAUGAUAUAUAGAUAUUAUAUAAAACAAAAAGAUAUAUACAUGUAUACAUAUAUGUCUAUAUGUAUAUACUUUCAACAGAAGAACACUGUCACAUUUUAAUUUGUGUGCAACACGUUCAAUAGCUGUCUAACACCGGUUGGUUUGGCAACCCUUCUAUGUCGGAGAACUGAUCAUGUGCGAUGUUCCUGGAGCUGCCUGCUAUGGAUUGUAGCCCGAUCGUGACUGAAAAAGGAUAUUGUUACCAGCACAUUUCUCACUUACUGUCAUAUCUCUCUCUCUCUCUCUCUCUCUCUCUCUCUCUCUCUCUCUCUCUCUCUCUCUCUCUCUCUCUCUCUCUCUCUCUCUCUCUCUCUCUCUCUCCUCUCUCUCUCUCUCUCUCUCUCUCUCUCUCUCUCUCUCUCUCUCUCUCUCUCACCUGCACCGAAUAUAUACACACACAGCACCAGUCUAGGAUACGAGACUAUACCCUUCUCUUUUCCUUCCCUUACCACCUUUCCUAAGCUUAUCACUACCAAGAGGAGGUCAGUUGGUGUUGCUGACGCAUCGGAAUUACACGGUCCCUAGCCUGGGGGCCAAUCGUGUACACUGCCAUACAGAAACACACACACACACACACACACACACACACACACACACACACACACACACACACACACACACACACACACACACACACAGUUCACGAUGCAUAUGUAACAAACUUCUUGCUUCUCUUUCACGCUGUUCUUUUAAUUGUUUUUCAUUUUUUUUGUGUUGUAUUCACUCAAUGGCAUGUGCCUUUUUCUGCUUUUUCUGCAAAAUUUGGACGACGAUGCCACGUUUCUGAAGAAGAAAUUAAAGACUGUUUACAAACUGGAAGGUGUGUGGGGAAGCGGAGGGGGUUAGUGGCAGUUGACAGGUUGCAAGAUGGAGAAGAACAUUCCACGAGGAGUCAGAAAAUGUACGUAAGGAUCAGCGAGCCUCACUCCACUUCAUCAUGACGUUCAACAGUGUUUGUCGUGAACAGAAGAAAAAACAACCGAAUCAAAACAAGAUGUACUGUUCUUUGUGCUAUGCGUGUCACCCACUUCGCUUGUGAAAAAGCAGCUUGCCUUCUAUAUUUAUGUUCUUUACAUCUGAAAUUUUAUUUUUGUAUUAAUACAUGAUUAUAGGAUUAAUUUUUUCUUUUCUUUUUUUUAGCAUGGUUUAUUAUGUGCUUUUUUUUGUUCAUACUUUUCAUUUUGCUGAAGAUUUUCGAGAAAAAGUGCUUUCAAUCUAUUGUUAUCAUUUGACACCGAGAUAAAAGAGGAUAUACAGUACAAUAUGAUGGUGUGUUGCACAACCACUUGGACUCUUAGUAAGAACUUAUGAAAGAUUGUCUUCAUUUGAGCACGAACCUUUUUAUUACCAAUAAAGCAGCCUUCCAGUUACAA